Messenger RNA from Symbiodinium natans, 744 nucleotides. The record is from the annotation of a GenBank genome assembly. NCBI's taxonomy places the organism in Eukaryota, Dinophyceae, Suessiales, Symbiodiniaceae.
AUGGAUUCGCAGGAGCUUCCAACCAAGAGAGCAAGGGUUGGACCAGACUUGAAGAUUACAGUUGAUGAUGGAGAGUUGGAAGUACACUCACUCAUUCUGGAGCUUGCCUCUCCCGUCUUUGCGAGCAUGCUCAACAGCUCCAUGAAAGAAGGCUAUGGGGCAACAAUUGAUUUGCCGGGUAAGCGCAAACGUGAGCUGGAGACAUUUUAUAAAUCCCUGCAACUUUGCAGCAUGGAACCUCUCACCAAAGAGACCGCCCGUUUCCUCACCCAGUGGGCGGAUGAGUAUCAGGUCGACCCUCUGAAGGCCAAAUGCGAUGAGUUUCUGAUGGGGGCCCCUGUGGAUGGCCCGGCCCUCCAGUUUGCAGUGAAAUAUGGGCUGCCCAGGCGGACAAAGCAAUGCCUCGAUAUCAUGAAAACGGACCUUGCGCAAAACAUUCAUCAGUUGCACGUCCUGACCGACAAGGACUGCGUGCAGCAUUUGGCGGACUUCUGGCCCCUGAUCAUUAGACAAGCAGGCGUUCCGUCUAUGGCAAUGCCAGCGCCGGAGGUCCUGAAAAGCAUGUGGCCGUUUCUGGCCCAAGCUGUGCGUUGCACCCCGCAGGCUGUGAAGUUUGCCAUUUUGGAGAAGGAGCUCAAGACCUUCCCUGGUAAACUUUAUAACCAUUUGCCCUCUUCCUCGCAGUCCGAUAGGAAGGGCGAGAUGUGGAUGACAGAACAGCUUCAACGAUUGAACGUGCUUUAA